AUGAGCAGUAGUACAUUGUCGAGCAAGCGAUUUUCGGAUCUGAAGCCGCCCCUUCAUCCGACUCUGUUGAAAAUUCUAGCGGAAGUUGAGAAGUUUGAGUUCAUGACAACAGUCCAAGAAUACACGAUCCCAAUCUUUCUGCAAAACAAAGAUGUGAUGUGCGAAGCCGUCACUGGCUCGGGAAAGACGCUGGCCUUCCUUUUGCCCGCGCUGCACAAAAUGAUCUCUUCCGGGGCAAAGGACAAGAUCUCGUUCAUCGUUAUUUCUCCGACCAGAGAGCUCGCUAAUCAAACUCACACAGUUUUGCUGCGAUUUCUCGAUGUUCUUGAAAAGUACACGGCGAUGACCUGCAUCGGCGGAGUAACAAAGAUCCAGGAAGACAUGGAAAUGCUGGAGAAGUCGACUCCGGAUGUGAUCAUCGCGACUCCGGGAAGAAUGGACGAUUUGAUUAAACGCUCCGAUGUGCUCAAGGCGAAGCUGAAGACUGUGGAGAUGUUGAUUAUCGACGAAGCGGACCAGAUUUUGGACAUUGGUUUCGAAAAAGCGAUCAAUUUCAUUUUGUCAAAUCUUCCAAAACAGCGGCGAACCGGUCUAUUCUCCGCGACGCUGAACGAAAACGUCCUCCGUCUGAAAAAGGCUGGUCUGCGUCAUCCCCACUCCGUCUCGGUCAAAGAAAAAGCGCGAGAGAACCUGUCCACGCCUCAAGAACUCAAACUGCUCUUCUCUGUCGUCGAGCCGCGCCACAAACUCAGUUAUCUCGUUUCGUUGUUGAAAAAGCGGCGAAAGUCGAAGAGCGUCGUUUAUUUUCUCACUUCCGACCAGGUCGACUAUUUCCACCAAGUUCUGAGGCAGCUGGUCAACUAUCCAGUGAUCAAGUGCCACGGGAAGAAGAACCAGAAAUUGAGGUCGAAAGCGAUCAAGGAAUUUACCGACAGAUCUGGCGGAGCUGUUCUAGUUACGACGGAUCUGCUCUGCCGCGGCGUCGAUAUUUCCGGCGGCGUGGACUACGUCAUCCAGUUCGAUCCUCCUACCUUUGCUCCAAACUUCGUCCAUCGCGCUGGCAGGACCGCUCGCGCUGGAAAAAGUGGAGAAAACCUGAUGUUGGAACUGGAGAAGGUCAGAGAGAUCCAGUUGAAGGACAAGAGGAACUUUGAAUACGCGCAGAGGGCGUUUCCGAGCUUUGUUUGUGCUUACAAAGCGCACGAGUGCAAAUACAUCUUCCGCGAAAAAGAGCUGAUCAAAAGUAUCGGUGAUUAUGCGCACAUGUUCGGUCUUUUGAAAAUGCCAAAAAUGGCCGAGCUGAAGAACAAGGAGUACACUGGCUUUACCAACAGCGACGUUGAUAUAGCUACACUUGAGUACAAAGACAAAAGCGUACGAGUGCAGCGAGCAAUGAAGGAAGAAGAGCGACUAGAAAAGCGAAAUAAAGAAGUAGAGCGAAAAAAGCGCGAAAAGAACAAAGCUUGGAGCGAGCAAAAAGCGGCGAAAAACAAAAAGGCGGAAAAGAGGGCCAGAAAGGCGAAGAAGCAGGAAUUGAUUGCGGCGGAUUUCGAAAAGGACUUGAAGGAACUCAACGAAGACUACAGCGUUAUGAAGAAGAGGAAAAAGGGGCUCAUUACGGAAGAAGAGCUGGAGGACAAACUUUGCGCCUGA
Molecule: messenger RNA, 1653 nt
Organism: Oikopleura dioica
Lineage: Eukaryota; Metazoa; Chordata; Appendicularia; Copelata; Oikopleuridae
Source: the annotation of a GenBank genome assembly